AUGCUCGCCCUCCUCACCUGUCCAGCCUCCUCGCUACCGUGCCGAUCCGGCUGGCGCCCUGCGCGUGGCGUCUCCGCGCUGCGCUCUCCUCGUUCGAUGCUGAGCGUGGCCGUGGACCCGGAGGAGGACCUGGUCCGCAAGAUGGAGCAGGCAAAGCAGGACAUCCGGCAGGUGCGGGCCCUCGUUGAGGAGCUGCGCAGUCAGAUCUCAGCGACAGAGGGAGUGGAAGACGCGGUGCAGCCGGCGACCGACGCUGCGGCGGCGGCGCUUCAGGCGGCGCCAGACGCGGCGGCUGCUGCGGCUGCGACGCAGACUGCGGCCGCGGCGAGCACGGCGGCGGCGCAAUCAACGACCGCGACAGAGGCCGCCAAGGGGGUGGCUGCGACGGCGGACGCGGCGGCCCCUGCCGCCCAGGCCGCGGCGCAGAGCGGCGGAGACUUUGUGGCGUGGGCAGCGCCGCAGUUGCAGGCAGCAGCGGGGUCGGCAGCGCACGCGGUGGGGUCGGCGGCGACAAAGGCUGCGGUGGCAGGCGGCGCGGCGGCGGCGCACGCGGUGCAGCACGCGGCCGCGUUUGCGGCCGCAAAGCUCAGCUUUGUGAUUGCGGCGGCGCUCAGUGCGCCGCCCGAGGUGCAGCUGGCUCUGGUGGGGACGGUGGUCGCGGCGGCCGCGGUCGCAAACAGGGAAUUGCUCGCUUCCGCGCUCCUCGGGGCGGGGCAGGGCGAAGGGGACGAGGGCGCCGCGUCCGAAGCGAGCGAGGCGAGGCUUGGGCAGCCGCCGCGGCAGCCGGAGCCACUACAAACGCAGCCACUGCCGACGCGGCCGAUGCCACCUCAUCCGAUGCCGCCUCCGCCGCUACCGCUGCCGCCGCCUCCGCCGAUGCCGCCUCCGCCGAUGCCUCCGCCGAUGCCUCCGCCGAUGCCGCUGCCGCCUCCGCCGAUGCCGCCUCCGCCGAUGCCGCCUCCGCCGAUGCCGCCUCCGCCGCCGCCGCCGCCUUCCGAGAUGAGCGAGGCGCAGAGGAGGGCCAGGGCGGCGAGGAAGGCCGAGGAGGAGGUGUGGGCUCUCGCCUACGGCUCAGCGAAGCCCUCGAGUGGCGGCGGCCAGGCAGCGAGCGUGCAGGGCUCCGGGCGGGGCGGCGGCGCGCCUCCACGCAAGGCGCGAGGAGCAGCGAGGGAGACGCGCGGCGCGCGGUCUCCAGGACGAGGGCCGUCUCGGUCUGCGUCGCCAGCCAGCGCCGCUGCCGCCGGCGCUGCCGCUGCCGCUGCUGGCGGCGCUGUCGCCGGCGCUGCUGGCGGCGAGCCCGAGGACUGGAGCGAGAUGCUCGACCGGAUGAUGGACGCGCUCCCGUACCCCAUGCCGCCGGCGGCACCGGCGCCGGCGUCGGCACCCGCGGCGACCGCGGCAGCGGCUACGGUGGGGGAAGCGUCGCUAGCUGAGGCGUCAGUAGCUGCGCCGCCCUCCCCGCCGCCCGGGUUCGGCGUCGAGACGCCGAUGCCUGGCCGCGAGAGAGAGUACGAGGCCUUCAAGGCGCAGGAGCAGGCAGGCUUCGUGCCCGGGCCCGCCUACGCGCCUCCGCCCAUCGACGCCGAGCGGAAGAGCCGCUCGCCCGGCUUGCGCAACAACUUUUACGACGUGCCGACCUCAGACUUCAAGCGGCCGUACGGGACCGGGAGGAGUGCGCCGCCUUCCGCGCCAGGGAGGCCCUAG
Emiliania huxleyi CCMP1516 is the source of this 1704-nucleotide messenger RNA. RefSeq lists its product as hypothetical. The transcript is spliced from 2 exons. The record is from RefSeq and is a predicted model, not a curated record. The coding region runs from base 1 to 1704 and encodes 567 amino acids. NCBI's taxonomy places the organism in Eukaryota, Haptophyta, Isochrysidales, Noelaerhabdaceae.